GCCACUCCUUCUUUUAAACUGUCUCAUAAACUCGCUCCUCACCUCGCCUCCUCUCUGUCACCAUCAUGGUUUUCACUGGGAAAUAUGAGGUGGAGCAUCAAGACAACUAUGAAGAGUUUCUGGAAGCAAUUGGGCUUCUUGGCUCCAAGACCGACCACAAAGUGGUAAUAGACGUGGUUCAGGAUGGGAACAACUUCACCUGGACUCAAACUAUUCCCAAUAUACCCAACUGGAGCUGGUCCAACAAGUUCACUGUUGGUCAGGAAUGUGAGCUGGUGACGAUGAAAGGCGACAAAUUUAAGGCUUCUGUCACUAUGGAAGGUGGCAAGAUUUCAGUACCGUUUCCUCAGUACCUCUUCACAGCAGAGAUGACUGAUGAUAAGCUAGUGAUGCAUUGCAUAACUCCGGGGGAGAAGGGUGUGACUUUCAAAAGAGUUUGCAAGAGACUGGGUUGAAUGGUGCAAGACCUAACAUGCUUCAGCAGAAAAGAGGCCGGAGGAAAUCAAAAUGCUUCUUCCAGUGACUCAAGCAAGAAGAAUAAAGCAACCAAAUGGCAAGUGGAACAUCUACUGGCUUCAUAUGUAACCUGACAGAAAUGGUCAAACUAUACGUACUGUAUUUCUACAAGGAUGAAACAAUUUACCUGUAGCAGUAUCAAUGUCGUUCCAUUAUAAAUCAAUGAAAUACAGCAUGUUCGCUAUAAGCAAUGAUGAAAUUUUCUUUUGUCUCACACCACUGAUGUUGACUUUAUGGUCUCUGAAUUAAAAACAUUCAUCUUUUCUGUGUAACUUGCAAACAUAUUCACUGUAAAAGGCAAAAUGGCCAUUUCACAAGAAGAUAAACCAGAUAUGUUUAAGGAUAGAUAUAUUAUCUAUUAUCUAUUGUAGUCAUUAAAUGGGUAAAGUUUGACUCUAUGCUUAAGAAACAAACUGAUAUUUAGAUAUCAAAUGUGACACUGACACACCCUAGCUUAUAUUUGCUGAACAAAUAAGAAGAUCCUUGUGUCAUAAGCACCAUCCUGCAGGUAUUUUUGUCUUUUAUCAUCUCAGGAAAUAAAGUGUUUUACAUAUGUGCCAAAUAGCCCAUACCAGUUGCAGAUAUUUUCCAUUUUUAUUCCCUUAUUUGGUGUGGAUUUCAAUAUCAUUUCAAAUCUACUAUUUUCAAUUAACAAGGUAAGUUUGCCUGACCAGUAAUGGUGCUCAGGUAGUACUUGUGUAUGUG
This is a messenger RNA of Plectropomus leopardus (leopard coralgrouper), 1221 nucleotides long. Its product is annotated as gastrotropin-like. The record is from RefSeq and is a predicted model, not a curated record. Lineage: Eukaryota; Metazoa; Chordata; Actinopteri; Perciformes; Serranidae. Gene Ontology annotation, molecular function: lipid binding.